AUGAUGAACUGCGAAAACUUGGUGGCCUCUUUGGCUCAAUUGGAUAUGUCAACAUUAUUAUCUAAUUUUGUUGUAUCAUCUUCUUCAAGUUCUCCGCCAACAAUUGAUGAUGAUAAUCUAAAUAAUAAUAAUAUGAAUGGUGCAAAUGGUGGAGGAUGUAGAAGAAAAAGAAAAAGAGGAGAAGUUGCAAAUCCAUCAAACACUUUGGAUGCAUUGGUUGCCAAAAAAGCUGAUGAACAACCAUUUGAAAAACGAUAUUUGAGUGAACAAGAAGCAAUUGAAGGACCAGAUGAUGAAAUUGAAAUGAAGGUAAUCACACAAACAACUUUUUUUUUAUUCUCAAAAAAAUUAAUUAUUUUUUAUAGAGAAUGGAACUUGAUCCAGAUGUUUCAACUCGAACUUGUUCAACUUGCGGAUAUCAAGGAAAAUGGGUAUCUGAAAUGAUUCGACAUAAAAGAGUGCAUACAAGUGAAAGACCUUUUAAAUGCAGAUAUUGUUCGAGGACAAGUAAAUGGAAGGCUGAUUUGAUUCGACAUGUUGCAAGUAUGUUUUUAGAGACAUUUUCAACAAUAAAUUCAUAACAAUGAUUAUUUCCAGAAACUCAUGGAAUUCGUGUUGUCUCGAAGUACAGUCGAUCAAAAGUUUUUGAUACGGUCAAUACAACUCCAUUGAGCAGUCCAACUCAAAGUGUUAGUUUUUUUUUUAAAAUAACUUUGCAUCUAUCAACAAAAUAUAUUUUCAGAUUUCUGAAAAACGAACAAUGCUUUAUCGUUGUCAAUUAUGUUCAUUUGAAGAUGAAAGAGUUUCAAUUCUUAAUCAACAUGUUUCAUUAAUUCAUUCAACAUCUCCAUGUGUUUGUCGUUGUGGUUCAAAAUUUGAAGAUGUUCAACAUGCUUUAAAUCAUCCAUCUGGUCCAAAUUGUGAAAUGAUUUUCAAUAUAAUUCCAACAUAUGAAAAACCAUCUCCACUUUCACCAUGUCAUUCAGAAAGUUCACUUGAUAGUGGAAUCAAUAUAUCUGAUCCAGAAGAUGAUAGUUUUCAAUCAUCAAAUCCUUUGGUUUCUCCAAUUGUUCCCGAUAUUCAAUCAACACUUUUAAAUAUUCAAUCAUCUCCAUUAUUCUCAUUAUAUUUGGCUCUUCUCCAAUCAACUACAGUAACUUCUCCAAUUCAAGUUCCCCCUUUAAAUACAGUAAUUUGUUCAACUGAUGAUAAUAUUAUUGUUGAUGUUUAA
Messenger RNA from Caenorhabditis angaria, 1231 nucleotides. NCBI's taxonomy places the organism in Eukaryota, Metazoa, Nematoda, Chromadorea, Rhabditida, Rhabditidae. The record is from the annotation of a GenBank genome assembly.